This is a messenger RNA of Bradysia coprophila, 6707 nucleotides long. RefSeq names its product cadherin 88C (gene Cad88C). Gene Ontology annotation, cellular component: plasma membrane. NCBI's taxonomy places the organism in Eukaryota, Metazoa, Arthropoda, Insecta, Diptera, Sciaridae. The record is from RefSeq and is a predicted model, not a curated record. Gene Ontology annotation, biological process: homophilic cell-cell adhesion. Gene Ontology annotation, molecular function: calcium ion binding.
GCUUGCAAUAUCAUCGCGGAUAUUUUUAUUUAUUUACAUUGUGUGGUACUCUAUGGAUUGGAAUGGAUUUAUUUAUAACAAAAUAUAAAAAUCGAGUUGUAUAUAAAACAACACAAAGUAAAAUUUAGUGUUUUGUGAAAAUUUCUAAUAAAGGAAGAGAUGCUUUUCUUCUUGUUCAAGCGUUUAACGCUCCAGUGAUUUUAUUCGCAAAGAUUUCUUUUGUAUUUUUCAAGAAUUAUACUUAAAAACGUUAAUUGUUCUUUUGCAUCCAAGUGAAAUUUGUGAUUUUUUUCGCUGAUCUGUGCAAAUUUUGGAUUUAGAAUUUUUCGCCUGUAUUGGAAAUUGUAGCCGAGGAUGACAAAUUUCCACUUGCAUAUAAACAUUGUAUACUCAAAACAAGAGUGAAGAACAAGUGUACCACAAUGUGUCGAACAAUAUCAAUUAUAUAAUGAAAAUGAAUAACAAUGAAAACAUACAAUGGUAAAUGAUGAUCGUCAACGGAUAAAACUGCCAUUCACACCAAAGUGAUUUCGUUGUAAUGUUCGAAAAAUCAUAAAAAUCAUUUAUUGUUCUUAAGAGAACAUCGAUAUCAACGGAAAUAUUUAAUUUAUACAACGAAUUUACCCAAAACAACAAAAAUAAAAAUAAACAAAACCUAAACCAUCAUGAAGCAAGUAAUUACAUUUUUAAUCGACACCACGACGCACAAUUGUCACAGUGAGAAAUUUCCACGACCAUCAAAAUCAAAGCCAUACAAGAAAGUUCGAUUAAAAUGCCAAAGCGUGGAUAAACACCAUUUUAUCUCGUACUUUUAUCUUACUUUAUUAAUAGUCAUUAGUUGUUGUGUUAAGAAUGCAUGGUGUAAUCGACCUCCGAAAUUUUUAAUUGAAGGUCAAACGGAAAUCGUACUCAGGUUGAAGGAAGGCGACGAGACACCAGUCGGAUCAUUGAUCUACAAACUGAAAGGUUUCGAUCCCGACGGAGACACACUGUCCUUCGGUGCAAGGCAUUCAUUUGACAGUGAUAUUUUAAAGAUAGAAAAUUCCGGUAACAAUGAGGCCAAUAUUUACCUCAACAAAGAGCUAGAUAGGGAGAUUAAGGACGAAUAUUCGAUCGUAUUAACGCUAACGGAUAAUCGACUGGGAGAUGGGAAUUUCGUUACUCAAAGUCUACUGUUACUUGUGGAAGAUAUCAAUGACAACGAACCGAUAUUCAAACCGUACCAAUCGGCUUUGGAAGUACCAGAAAAUAGUCGACCGGGAGUUGUGACGACGGUUGAAGCGACCGAUCGAGACGAGGGAGCAUACGGACAAGUGGUGUACUACUUGCAAGAGCUUGAAGGCGACAAUGAUGUGUUUACCAUACAGACACACCAUGGUAAAGGUAUCAUUCGGCUGGUAAAAAAUUUGGACUACGAGACGAAAAGUCUUUAUCAAUUGAGAGUUCUUGCCGUCGAUAGAGCGAACCAGGGGCCAGUGAAUACUGGUACAGCGGCAAUAUUGGUGAAAGUACGUGACGUCGAAGAUACCCCUCCAGUUUUCUCUGCUGUGAAUCCAGUUACCAGAAUUUCAGAGGAUGCGCCAAUCGGAACAACCAUCCUUCAAAUAAAAGCACAUGAUGGUGACCGUGGCAUAAAUAAUCCAAUUCAUUAUUCCAUUUUGUCGGGAGGCAAUGAUUUGUUUGCAAUAAAUGAAAAAACGGGUGUUGUAUUCACUAGGAAAACGUUGGAUCGAGAAGAUUCACGAAAUCAGGAAAACGGAGCUUACAUUCUGGAAAUACAAGCGACGGAGAUAUCUAAAAUGAAGCCCCCGCCAUCCAUUUCGACCGAAAUCACCAUCAUACUGACGGAUGUGAACGAUGAAACGCCCACGUUUCACAGCUCUGCCUACGAAGCGGAAAUACGCGAAAAUGCUCAAGAGAACACUCCGAUAACUUUUCUGGGCGACAACAAAAAUUGGGUGUUCGACUUUGACCAGGGUAACAAUGGAACGUUUGAAUUGUUUUUCGAUGCAGACGAUCACAUAUUCGAAGUGACACCCAAACGUGCCAUCAAUGAAGCCUCAUUUCUGAUUCGCGUCCGGGACAAUCGUAAAUUGGAUUAUGAACUGAUCCAGCAAAUGAAUUACACAUUGAUUGCUAGGGAGGUGGUGAAAGAUGGAAAAUGGAGUGCUGUGCCGAUACGGAUUUUUAUUCGAGAUAGCAACGACAAUUUUCCAGAAUUCGAGGAACAAUAUUAUGAAUUUGGAGUACUAGAGAACAGUGGUGUAGGAACCGUUCUCGGAAAAGUUCAUGCAACGGACAGGGAUUCGGAAAAUUAUGGUUCUGAUGGUAUACGUUACACUCAUCUCGGUGGCAGCAUAUCGAAUCUACUAAACUUGGAUCCACUUACGGGCGUUAUCACGGUUAAAUCAUCCGGCGAGCACGAGUUCGACAGAGAACUUAUAUCGACGCAUUAUUUAACUGUGGAAGCACGAGACAAUUUGGGCAAAGGCAACCGCAACACUGUUCAAUUGAUUCUGGUCAUCAAAGACGUAAACGACAAUCCGCCAAUAUUUUUGGAAUCGCAGUACGAGGCCAAAUUGCUUGAAAAUAAAAUGAAUUUCGAGACGCCGUUAAUUGUAAAGGCGAAAGAUGCGGAUAUGGCUGGCACACGUAACAGUGACAUCGUCUAUGAAAUCAUAGAUGGUGAAUUUAAAAUGAAUUUCACGAUCAACCGGAAAACCGGAGCUCUAUCUCCACUGUAUCCGAUGGAUUAUGAAGCGUUGAAAAUACCGAAAGAGAAAUCGAUUAACAUUCAGCCGAUCGGAUUGACAGUAGUGGCCCGAGAUCUUGGUGUACCGAGUAUGGCCACAAAAACUUCGGUCGUCAUUUACCUCCACGAUGUGAACGAUCAUGUGCCGCAAUUUAAAAAGGAUUUCUACGAAAUAGCAAUACCGGAAAAUCUGCCGAGUGGAAGUUUUGUAUUGAGAGUGUCGGCGAUCGAUCGGGACGGAUCGUCGCCCAAUAAUCUUGUAGUUUACCGUAUCCAAAGUGGUGCAGCGGAUAAAUUCGUCAUCAGUGCAGACACUGGUGUCAUUUCAGUUGCUGUCGGCGCUAGUUUAGAUCCGGAUUUAACCGUACCAAAAACCCUUGAUUAUUCACUGGUUGUGCUUGCUCUCGAUGGUGGUCUUGGCGAUCAGCAACAAAUGUCUGCUACUAUCGUCAACAUUACAAUCAACGAUGUUAACAAUAAGGUUCCACAAUUCGAGGAGCCGAAGAAGAUUGUGCUGAUUGAAAAUACGCCCGUUGGAUCGUUCGUUUAUCAAUUAGUAGCGCAUGAUCUGGAUGCGAAUCCAAAGCUACGGUACUAUCUGGAUCCAAAUGUGUCGGAGGCUAGAUCAGAGGAAGGUGUGCUGAUAAAGUCGAGUGAAUAUGACUUUGUCAAUGCAUUCGAACUGAAUCCCAUCGAUGGAACAAUUACGGUUGUUAAGCUGAUCGAUCGCGAAAAGGUGGAACAAAUAAAAUUGGGAGUGGCUGUUGAGGAUACGGCCGCUAUAAACGAUAAGCAGGUGGCAACAGCAUUCCUGACAAUAAUAAUCGAAGACGAAAAUGACAACAAUCCGAAAUUCCGAAAACCAUUCUACAAGCGAUCCAUUACUGAAAACAGUCCCACCGGCAUUGCGAUUCUGAACAUAGCCGCUUAUGACAUCGACAAGAACAGAACGAUCAAAUACGCGUUGGAGGGACCGGAAAGUAUUUUCAAUCUGGUCCAAAUCGAUACAGAAUCGGGCGAAAUAGUUGUGUCCGGUAAGAUUGAUCAUGAGGUGCAUCAAUGGUUAAACUAUACAGUUCGGGCCAUCGAUUCGGGUAUACCGGCAAGAUCGUCUUUGGUUGAUGUGUUCAUUCGUGUUAUUGACGAGAACGACAACAAUCCGUAUUUCAUCAGCGAUGCUUCGACCAAUUUAACAGUUUAUGAAAACUCACCAAUCGGUACCCGAAUUUCCAUGAUUCAGGCCAAUGACGCCGAUUCAGGAGACUUUGGAAAGAUAACAUUUCUGAUCGAUAAAAUGAGUUCGCACGGCAAGUUUAUGAUUGACGCUGACACUGGUGUCUUGAUGGUUGCCGACGAGAUCGAUCGAGAGGAGAAAAGUUCUUACAUGGUGGUCAUUGAAGUGUGGGACAAUUAUCAGUUCGGUUAUUUAAGCGGUGAAAGCCGGAACGCUUUCAAGCAAUUUUUCAUCAACAUCCUGGAUGAAAACGAUUCUCCGCCGGUUUUAAAUAUCCCGAAAACCGUUGUCUCCAUAUCCGAGUAUCACGAUCUACUCGAUACAAUACUACACAUCAAAGCCUAUGACGCCGAUGAUCCCUUGACUUUAAAUGGAAAGGUUGAAUUAAGUAUUUCCGCCGGUAGUGGAAGAGACUACUUCAACUUAAUACAGAGCGAUCCGUGGAAUGGUGAUUUGUUCGCCAAAGGAUCCCUGCAGAACUACUACGGAAACUAUACGCUGAAAAUUCAAGCAAAAGACUUAGGAUCACCUCAGAAUACUGUGGAAGAGACAGUGUUCAUAACCGUUCUCGAUUUCAACGAUCAUGCACCGUAUUUUAUCGCACCGACGAGCAAUGUUACUAUUCGUGUACCAGAGAAUGCAACUGUUGGCACAUCCGUAAUCCAAGUCAAAGCAAUCGACAACGAUGUGGGCCCGAAUGCAGCUGUUUUGUAUCGCUUGAAGCAAGAUACGGUUGGGAAUUACCGGUCCUUUGCCAUUGAUCAAGUGAGCGGGAUAAUAACCGUUAAGCAACCGCUGGACAGAGAACGACAGAAAAUUUAUGAUAUUCGUGUUGAAGCCUAUGACCAGGGAAUACCACCACUUAGUACCGACUUGGAUCUUACGAUCUAUGUUCGCAAUGUUAACGACUAUGAGCCACAGUUUUUGAUUGACGAAAUACGAGUAAAUUUCACUGAACACACACCGCCGGGUAUCGAAAAAAUUAAGCUUCCAGACACCGUUGACCGCGAUGAAGUGGAUGAACUGGACGAUCCACCAAGCGUUGUUUGCUACUUCAUUGUUUAUGGAAAUUCGGACGAAAUGUUCCACUUGGAGCCUGAAUCUCACAUUUUGACGGUCCUAAAAGAACUGGAUCGUGAAGUGAUGCCGAAUCACACCCUCAUUGUGAAGGCUACCGAAAAUUGUACCAACAAGCCCAAUAAGAUUACACUGCCUAAAUCGUCGCCACUAAGUCGAUCGUAUCAUUCAGCCUUAACUAGAACAAAUACGCAAACGAAGUACUUGGACUGGUUCAAUCGUUACAAGCAUUCGCGAAGUUUACGUAGCACAUCCGACGAGAGUGCUUCCGACGACGCAUUUUUACACGACGCCGACGAGCGUGGUGAUCAUGUUGAGUUCCAAAGUUUAGUCAGCGGAGUGUUGAAUGAUGAUAGCACGUUGGUCCAAAUUGUCGUUCAAGUGGAAGAUAUUAAUGACAAUGCUCCGGAAUUUGUGAACAAAAUUUUCACCGGCGGUGUAACCACUGCAGCCGACUUUGGAACCAAAAUAAUGUCGAUAAAAGCAAUUGAUCGCGAUGACGGAAUCAAUGCCAAAAUAUCCUAUUUUCAAAUCGGUGAAAUACAUCGUACGCUGACGGAAGGACUGGAUCAGUUGAGUCGGCCGCCAUUUUUGGUAGAUCGUCGAACGGGUGGAGUCAUACUCAACUUCGAUCCGCAGAAGGGAAUGAAGGGAUACUUUGACUUUAUGGUACUCGCUAACGACACCGACGGAUAUCAGGAUUCCGCUCAUGUUUUCAUUUAUUUGCUGCGAGAAGAUCAACGAGUUAGAUUUGUACUUCGACAGCAACCAGUUCAGGUUCGAGAUCAAAUCCAACUGUUCAGAGAGACGUUGAGCAACGUAACGGAUGCAAUCGUUAACGUUGACGAUUUCAAGGUACACGAAAAUAAGGACGGGUCUGUGGAUAAGACAAAGACCGACCUGUACAUGCAUUUAGUAGAUAGAAAGGACAAUUCCAUUUUCGAGGUGGAUGAGGUACUGAGACUAAUCGAUCAAAAUAUCGAAAAAUUGGAUUAUCUGUUUAAGGAAUUUAAUGUGUUGGAUACUCAACCGUCAGAAGCGUUACUCUUGACCAGCGAUGUCGUUCAGGGACAUAUUGUCCUAUGGCUGGUUUUUGCCAACAUUUUCGUAUCGACAUUGUUGGUUGUGGUGAUAUCGUUGUGCUUCUCACAAAGAAAAACUUACAAACGGGAACUGAGAGCAGCCUACGUUAAUUCCUACGGUAACAUCAUUAUACCACGUAAUUCCACUGUGUCAAAUAACACUCACACUAACUUCCAUUGUGCAGGCUCGUCUCCAUCCGAUUUGACGACACGCAGCGCAACGCCACGAGUACCGAAUACCAACAAGCACAGCAUCGAAGGCAGUAAUCCCAUUUGGCUGAAGGCUUAUGCCAACGAAUGGUUUAAGAAUGACGACGACCUUAGUCAUCCGGGUGUGCUUAAUGGUCCCGAUUCACUGGACGAAAACGUUUUGACCGCAGAAUAUCUUACUCGACCGAGUGGCAAAGAGUUCAAUGGCUUCACAACACAAAAUAACUUGAGUCCGUUCAACGUUUAUCAGCAAAUCGAUAAGCUGACCAAUGAUGCUCAAUUGCUGACUAGAAAAUUAGAAACAACCGAAUUGUAAUAAUGUACUCGUAGCCAAUGGGUACACACGUGUCGU